UCACCAAAUCGUACACAAAUUCAUCAUCUUUUACCCAACAGAAAAGCUUCGUCUUCCUACUUCUUUUAUGGAGACAUAUCCCCGCCCCCCAUUGUUUUUUUAUCAAAAAACAAGAAAAAGAGAAGAAUGCUACCAUGAGUGAUCACCAUAUCUCCGCCAUCGGCCAAGACUUCCUUGUUGUUAUCAUCUGCAUCGCUCUCCUCAUCCUCUCUGCCAUCCUAUUCAUCCUCUGCAAGAAGCGCCAUGCUGUCGACCCCGACGACACCAGCCUUCCUGCUGCAUUGCACGCCCACUCCCAUCCACUGAGCGAUAUCGAGGCCGCCACCGACGGAUUUCAUCUGUCCCAAAUCGUUGGCAAAGGCCACCUUGGGACUGUCUACAAGGCUAUCUCAGCGACAGGCGACGUCUUCGCCGUGAAACGCAUCCACCCCCACCUUGUCCUCGGCAACCCCGGCGUCAGCUUCUCCUCGAGGAUCAGGUCGCUCUCCUUUGCCAACCAUCCUAACGUCGUCCCCAUCGUAGGCUUCUCCGAGGCACCGGGCGAGCGGGUCAUCAUCUCCGAGUUUGUGGGCAUGAAGAGCCUCGAAUACUACCUGCAUGGGAUGACCGGCGACGGCGGGCCGCCACCAGAGGCGUUAAACUGGGGGCUUCGGCUAAGGAUUGCGGCAGGGGCAGCGCGGGGCCUCGAGCACCUUCACGAGGGGAGUGCACCUAGCGUCGUGCAUGGGUGCAUUAAGCCUAGCAACGUCAUGAUCGAGGCCAACUUUGGUGCUAGGGUUUGUGACUAUGGGCUCACUUUCUUGAUGGGGCCUAGCGAGAGAAGGGGGAUGUUGGGGUAUGUGGAUGAUGGGGAGGGGUGGGGUGUGUGCAAGGAGAAUGAUGUGUAUGGAUUUGGGGUGGUGUUACUGGAACUGUUGAGUGGCAGGAGGAGCGAAGGGGGGUUGGUGGUUGAGUGGGCUUUGCCUUUGAUAAGGGAAGGAAAGGUGGGGGAGGUGUUGGAGAAGAGAGUAGGGGUGCCGAUGGACAUGAAGCCAUUGGCAAGGAUGGCGAAGGUGGCCUCGGCGUGCGUUGGUAAUGGGAGGAAGAGUCGGCCUUCGAUGUCUCAUGUGGCGGCCAUUUUGAGCUGCUUGGAAAUGCAUCCUUAUGUCUAAAGGUUUGGGAGAUUUUUGAGGGAAUAGAGAAAAAUGACCAUGGCCUGAUAUCCUCUCUUCUUUUUUGGGGGGCUGAACCAGAGUGAGACGGCCAUCGAAGGUAAGUCCUCCCAUCAUUUCCUGAAUGACUGAAAUUUGUGGAAAUCCAGUGUACUGUAACCAUGGUUAGGGAAUGUGAAUUAUAAACAUGCAGCCAUUUUUUUCAUGCU
Phoenix dactylifera (date palm) is the source of this 1360-nucleotide messenger RNA. Its product is annotated as Protein kinase superfamily protein. Gene Ontology annotation, cellular component: plasma membrane. The record is from RefSeq and is a predicted model, not a curated record. Gene Ontology annotation, biological process: protein phosphorylation. NCBI's taxonomy places the organism in Eukaryota, Viridiplantae, Streptophyta, Magnoliopsida, Arecales, Arecaceae. Gene Ontology annotation, molecular function: ATP binding; protein kinase activity.